GCAAAGGAACACAUGAUCAGCAAAGUUUACUAAACGGCAGUAAACUGAAAAUAAUUAUUAAUAAAAAUAUACGCAUCAAUAUCAAUUGUAAACACAACUUUUUUUUAAUUUCAAAUCCAACAAAAAAUAACAACCAAAAUUGCCAGAUAUCGUUGAAUUAUUUUUGCCCCACAAAGUUUAUGAUUUUAUUAGCUGCUGAGUAACCUGAUCUCGCGAAGAGGUAGUUCAGGCUUCAUUUUCUUUUGGUAAAAAUGUCGGACGAAGUGUUCGUGAGCGAGGAAGAUGAAGAAUACGAUUUGGAGUACACGGAGGAGAGCACUUCCGAGCCGGACGCGGAUUUGGAGAACCAAUAUUACAACUCGAAAGCGCUCAAAGGUGAGCCGCUCCUGGCUUUAAAGUCUUUUCUUAAAGUAUUGGAACUGGAAGGAGAACAGAAAGGCGAAUGGGGUUUUAAAGCACUAAAGCAGGUGAUAAAAUUAUUAUUCAAGCUCGGCAAAUACGACGACAUGAUGGCCAGCUAUAAAAGACUUUUGACGUACAUAAAAAGUUCUGUGACAAGAAACCACAGUGAGAAAUCGAUAAAUUCCAUCUUGGAUUAUGUCUCGUCCUCGAAAGACAUGGGACUUUUGCAAAGCUUUUACGAGACGACUUUGGAAGCGUUGAAAGAGACGAGAAAUGACAGGCUGUGGUUCAAGACGAACACAAAACUCGGAAAACUCUACUACGACAUGGGGGAGUAUAAAAAACUGGCAAAGAUCAUAAAGCAGUUGAGGCAAGCUUGCCAGACGGACGACGGUGAAGACGAUUUGAAAAAAGGCACUCAGCUCCUUGAAAUAUUGGCUUUGGAAAUACAGAUGUACACGAGCCAGAAGAACAACAAAACGCUCAAAGCUCUAUACGAACAGUCUCUAAGGAUCAAAUCGGCGAUCCCCCAUCCGUGGAUAAUGGGCGUCAUAAGAGAAUGCGGAGGUAAAAUGCACUUGUCCGAAGGCCAGUACGAAAAAGCUCACACGGACUUCUUCGAAGCUUUCAAAAAUUACGACGAAUCGGGCAGUUCGAGGAGGACGACUUGCUUGAAAUAUCUCGUCUUCGCGAAUAUGCUCAUGCGCUCUGACAUAAACCCGUUCGACAGCCAGGAAGCCAAGCCGUACAAAAACGAUCCGGACAUACUCGCUAUGACAAAGCUCGUUUCAGCGUACCAAAACGGCAACCUGAACGAAUUCGAGACAGUUCUGCGCCUCAACAAAACUAACUUGAUGGAAGACCCUUUUAUACGCGAACACGUCGAACAGCUGACGAAAAAUUGCCGCUCGCAGGUCUUGCUUAAAAUAAUCAAGCCUUACCGUAGGCUCAAGAUCCCUUUCAUAUCGAAACAGCUCAACAUAGACGAAGAGGAAGUUGAAAAUCUUCUUGUCUCCUGCAUCCUCGACAACACCAUCAAAGGAAAAAUCGAUCAGGUCAACAAGGUGCUCAUCCUGGAAGAACAAGGGAACCGAUCCACUCUUUAUUCUUCGGUCGACAAAUGGGUAGAGCACCUCGCUUCAAUUCAAAACAGCAUUCUUGGUAAACUAUUGUAAGAGUAUCUUUCUAAAGUAAAUAUACGUCAAUAAUAUCAAAGUAA
Molecule: messenger RNA, 1621 nt
Organism: Cimex lectularius (bed bug)
Lineage: Eukaryota; Metazoa; Arthropoda; Insecta; Hemiptera; Cimicidae
Product: COP9 signalosome complex subunit 2-like
Exons: 1
Coding region: 252-1577 (441 amino acids)
Biological process (GO): protein deneddylation
Cellular component (GO): COP9 signalosome
Molecular function (GO): protein binding
Source: RefSeq, a predicted model, not a curated record